AUGGUAGAAUCCCUACAAAUGUUUUUAUUUCUAUUUAAAUCUAAAUACAGACGAAAAUGCUCGUGGUUCUCACCAUUCUUGUGUUCAGUGCUCAUAGUGUUAUUGUUCUGUGAUGGUGUUCUGUCUAAGUGUAGUGAUCAUGACUGUAUAAACGGUGUUUGUAAAAAUGAUAUAUGCGUGUGCUUCGAAGGGUGGCAGGGUCCAGAGUGUCAGUACUGCGGCGGGAAAGUCAAUUUGGUCUCCCCAACGGGCUUCAUAACAGACGGCCCGGGGAACUACAGCGUCAGCACCCAAUGUUCCUGGCUGUUGACCCCACCUCAGGUCGGUCACUCACCGCCGCCUCUGCGAGUGAGGCUAGAGAGCUUUGCGACAGAGUGCGGAUGGGACCACCUCUAUGUGUAUGAUGGUGACAGUGUUAGAGCGGAGAAACUCCUCGCUGUGUUCAGUGGCGUAUUAGAAAAUAGUGAAUCAAGUUGGACGCGACAAGUAAUAGCGCGUUCGGGAAGUGCGCUGCUCCAUUUCUUUAGUGAUGAUGCGUAUGCCAUGGAGGGGUUCAAUGUGACAUACGCUGCGUAUUCCUGCCCCUCCAAUGACCAUAGGACUAAUUGUUCCAAUCACGGUGAAUGUGACGAUGGAACGUGUAGAUGUGAAAAAGAGUGGACUGGAGAAGCAUGCGACCAGCUCGUGUGUCCAGAGGAGUGCAACGCGGCGUACGGCGGCGGCACGUGCAUCACGACAGGCUGCGCGUGCGGCGCGGCGCGGCGCGGGCCGGCGUGCGCGCGCGAGGCGUGGCGCGCCGGCUGGGCCACCGCGCCGCGUCUCCACGGCGCCGCCCCGCCGCCUGUCGCCGCGCACGUGCUGCUGCCUUACGGGGACGACCUGCUGCGGGUCGGGGGCGAGACGUUCGCCAACUCCGCCUUUUUAUACAAAUACAAAACUGCCGACCAAGAAUGGGAGGAGGUACAAACGUUUGAAACACCAGCACCGCGUUUCGCCCACUCGGCCGUGCUGUACGGGCACGAGCUUAUCGUGUACGGGGGGGUCAUCAUAUCUGAUGAGCCAGAGAGAGGCGGCGGGCUGGCGGGGCUGGAGGGCCGCGCGGGCGCCGUGAGCAACGAGGUGUGGCGCGUGCGCCUCGGCGACACCGCCACGUGGCGCAACGCCACGCCCAGCGCCUGCAGCCCGCACCGCCCCGCGCCGCUCAAGCACUGCGGUGGCCUACACGUAUCUGGUCACACCGCUGUGCUGGUUUACCUUGGACCCACCAAGAAACCUGUGAUGCUAGUCUUUUUUGGACAUUCGCCUACCUACGGAUACCUACAUAUAGUACAGGAGUACUACGUGGAGGAGGGCGUGUGGGCGGGCGGCGCCCGGCGCGGCUGGGCGGCGCGCGGCGGGUUCGGCCACGCCGCCGCCUGGGACCCGCUCUCGCGGAAGGUCUACGUGCACGGGGGACUCGUCUCCGAGUCCGAGGCCACACAGGCACCUUCCGCAUCGCUAUUUGAGUACGACCCCGAGAUAAGACUGUGGCGCCCUCUACAAUCAGCGCCUACCCCUAGAUAUUUACAUACUGCUACUUUUAUCACACCAGGUGUGAUGUUGGUGUUCGGCGGUAACGCACACAACGACAGCGCGGCGGCGCACGUGUCCAACCCCGCCGCCUCCAAGUGCUACUCCGCGGGGGCGCUGCUCUAUGACGUCAGGUGCGGCGUGUGGUACGUGACGUCAUCCCCCGGCGCGGAAGCUCGCGCUGCACACGCAGCGUCGCCACUACUGCUCCGAGAGCGCCGCACUGUGUACAUACACGCCGGAUUCGAUGGUCGUCUACGUUCUGACGCACUUAUAUUCGAAGCGGGUGAAAGUUGCUCCCGACACACGCACGAGUCUGACUGCCUGUCUUCAGCUCAGCACACCGCCAUUGCUUGCGUAUGGCGGCUUAAGGACAAGACUUGCGUACCGUUGGAAGAAGUAGGAUGGGCUGCAUCCUUCGAUGGCAGCGUAAAAGCCUGCCACGCAGAACCUCGAUUUGACGAGCGCCGUUGCGCCACGGCCGAGUCGUGCGCGGCGUGCACGGCGGCGCGCUGCACGUGGUGCGGCGCGUGCUACCCCACCGCCUCGUACUGCACGCGCCAUACACACCAGGCGGCGUUAUCGAUCGACGAGUGUACGUCGGACAGUGAGUCCCCGCGCGAGGCGUGCGUGCGCUACCACUCGUGCGCGGCCUGCCUCGCGCACCAGCACCAACACAACCAUGUCGCUGGGUCUGAUGAGUUAAUUCAACGAGCCUGUUACUGGGACUACGACACGAUAAAAUGUAAACCUGUUAAUUCUUCAGAAGAUAUUAGGAGCGUGGCAGCAGCCGGCCCGUGCAGUGCUCCUUGCUCCACGUUUCAAACGUGCGCCAAUUGUACCGCAGAGGAGUGUAUCUGGUGUGCUUCGGCAGGACGGUGUGUUGAUAAGAACGCGUACGGCGCGUCGUUCCCCCUGGGCGGGUGCCGCGCGUGGUCCACGCUGACGGGCGGCGGCGGGUCGUGCGGCGCGCUGCGCGGGUGCGCGGCGCACGUGUCGUGCGCGGCGUGUCGCGCCGAGCCGGCGUGCGGCUGGUGCGACGACGGCGCCGGCGGCGGCCGCGGCGCCUGCCUGCCCGGCGGCGCGCGCCGACCGCACGCGCCCAAGCUCUGCGCGCAACACAGGUGGCACUUCACCGCGUGUCCGGCGUGCCAGUGCAACGGGCACUCGGUGUGUGACGGCGAGGCGCGCUGCGUGCAGCCGUGCGCCGGCCGCACCGUGGGCGAGCACUGCGACGUGUGCGCGCCCGGCCACUGGGGCAGCCCGCUCAACGGCGGCGUCUGCCAGCCAUGUGAAUGCAACGCCCAAGCUGUGGCAUGCGCCCCUGAUACGGGCCGGUGUUACUGCAGCACUAAGGGCCUAGCCGGUGAUAGAUGUGAUAAGUGUGAUAGCACUAAUCAUUAUCACCCAGAUAUUUAUAACAAAGGAGCGUGUUAUUAUGACUUAGCAGUAGACUACCAGUUCACAUUUAAUUUAUCGAAGAAGGAAGAUCGUCACCUGUCGGCGAUAAAUUUCCGCAACGCGCCGGUGAAGCCGGACGUAGACGCGGACUUUAGCAUCACGUGCUCUGCGCACGCGCGUAUGAACCUCACAGUGCGUACGCGAGCUGAUCCGUUCGAACGGACACUCUUCACUGAUGUCAACUGUACGAACUUCCGGUUUAAAUUCGCUAAGUCUGAGCAUUCAUUCGGCGUAGAAGACAACGUAACAUUGACUACGUUCUUCGUAUAUGUGUACGACUUCCGACCACCAUUGUGGAUUCAGAUAUCGUUCUCACAAUACCCGAAGCUCAACUUGCAGCAGUUCUUCAUAACAUUCUCUUCCUGCUUUUUGCUGCUACUGCUCGUAGCUGCAGCACUGUGGAAAAUUAAGCAGAAAUAUGACAUGUACAGAAGACGUCAGCGCCUCUUUGUUGAGAUGGAGCAGAUGGCGUCCAGACCUUUUAGCCAAGUUUGCGUCGAGCUAGACAGAGGUGCUGUAGGUUCAGGAGUUCCAGCGCCCGUUGCUCUAGAACCUUGUAGAGGUGGGAGAGCAGCCGUCCUGUCCCUCCUAGUUAGGCUGCCCACGGGCGGGACAGGAAGAGCCCCUCCCUUGGGGGGGCUGGCUGUGGCUUCUGCGCUGGUCACUCUGGGGCAUCACGCUCACCACGACGUCACCAAUAAACGGCCACGACAUCACUGA
Molecule: messenger RNA, 3750 nt
Organism: Arctia plantaginis
Lineage: Eukaryota; Metazoa; Arthropoda; Insecta; Lepidoptera; Erebidae
Source: the annotation of a GenBank genome assembly